Messenger RNA from Triticum turgidum subsp. durum (durum wheat), 792 nucleotides. The record is from the annotation of a GenBank genome assembly. NCBI's taxonomy places the organism in Eukaryota, Viridiplantae, Streptophyta, Magnoliopsida, Poales, Poaceae.
AUGGCGGUUAGGGUUUGGCUCUCCGCCAUCCUCCUCGCCUUCCUCCUCGCCGCCUCCCCCUUCGCCCAAGUUGCUAGAGCUCAGUCUGAGGAAGAUGCUGCUAUGCAAGAAGUUGUUGAUGGGGCUGAUCUAGGAUAUGUGGGUGAUGAUACUCCGGUUUCCAGUGAAGAGCCUUUAAGCCCUGCUCCUGGUGUGGAGACUGUUUGCGUCUUCCCCAAAAACGCUGGGAAAAUUGUACCAGCAGGUGAAGAAACUGAGCUUUUGGUUGGCCUGCAAAAUGAGGGUGAAUCAACUUUGAAUGUUGUUGCUGUCCAUUCAACCCUGCAUCUUCCUUAUGAUCACAAAAUGUAUGGACAAAACCUUACAGUUCAGAGUUUCUACAACGCGUCAGUUCCUGUCUCUGUGCAAGCAACCUUUCCCUAUACAUUUGCCGUGAGCAAAUUCUUGCAGCCUGGAGCAUAUGAUCUUGUUGGUUACAUUGUGUACGAGAUUGAUCAGCACCCUUACCAGAACGUAUUCUACAAUGGCACCAUUGAGGUUGUUGAGGUCGGAGGGUUACUGAGUGUUGAAUCUGUGUUCCUUAUUACCCUUGGAAUUGCACUUCUUGGUCUCCUAGGAUUGUGGGCUUAUGGUCAAGUGCAACAGCUCUCGAAGAAAACAAAGAAAGGCCCCAAGGUGGAACUCGGAACUGGAACAACUGACGCCAACAUGGACGAGUGGCUGGAGGUACCGCGUUUGCAAAGGACAAGGCCAAGAAAAACAAAUAGAUUCGAGGUUGAUGGGCCUAGCUAG